Messenger RNA from Hemicordylus capensis (graceful crag lizard), 2097 nucleotides. RefSeq names its product coagulation factor XII (gene F12). NCBI's taxonomy places the organism in Eukaryota, Metazoa, Chordata, Lepidosauria, Squamata, Cordylidae. The transcript has 15 exons. Bases 240 to 1994 code for a protein of 584 amino acids. Gene Ontology annotation, cellular component: rough endoplasmic reticulum. Gene Ontology annotation, molecular function: serine-type endopeptidase activity; calcium ion binding. The record is from RefSeq and is a predicted model, not a curated record. Gene Ontology annotation, biological process: blood coagulation; zymogen activation.
AACACACCAUGGAGUGCUGGGUAAGCCCUGGAGUGUAACCGCUGUUUGUGCUUCUCCGAGCUGGCCUCUCACUGGUCGCAUAACCUGUAACCACAGUUAUAGAUAAGUUUAAGUUUAUUCGGUCAUUGACCAGCAAACCACAGUUACAGAGGCGGAUGCAUGCAGAUAACACAACAGCCCCUUCUAACAGAGGUUUAGAAUGAAACUGAUGAGUCAUCCCAGCUCCCAAUUCCAGUUUGAUGGUGCCACCUCACCGAAUACAUCUGCCCGCGAUCCCGUCCCCACCUCUUCAUUGCCCUCCCUGCCCUGGCCACUUUGCUGAGGAUCGAAACAAGUGGGAGCGUGGAGAGGUGGCACCCAGAGAAGAGUCCUGCCACUUCCCCUUCCGUUACCAGCGCAAGAUGCACUAUUCCUGCAUCCCGGGUAGCUUUGCUCAGCACUGGUGUGCCACCACAGAAAACUAUGACCGAGACAGAAAAUGGAGAUACUGUGAGAAAGAAGAAAGGCCAAGAGGACAGUGUGACCCAAACCCAUGCCAGAAUGGUGGUAUCUGUGAAGCUCGACGAAUUGGGUUCCAUUGCAUCUGUACAGCUGGUUUCUAUGGGAGACACUGUGAGAAAGAAGGCUGCUUUGAAGCACGAAGACCGCCACACAUUGGCAAGAUGGAGACGUGGCUGCAGCAUCGGCCUACUGGGCUGGAAGAAUGCCAUUGCGCUAAAAGGAAGAUGAUCUGCAAGCCUAUCCAUGGAAAGGCAUGUGCAACUGACCACUGUUUGAAUGGAGGCCAUUGCAUAGAGCUGAAGACAGGCUGGUUCUGCGGCUGUCCUGAUGGAUUUUCUGGGCCACAGUGUGACAUAGCCCACACUCAGACCUGCUACAGCGGGAAUGGAGAGCUGUACCGAGGCAUGGCCCAGAGAGGCUUCUCAGGGGCACCCUGCCUGCCGUGGGACUCCCCCAUCCUGCAUUAUGAGUUCUCCAGCUCUUUGGACACUGCAAAGAGCUUGGGUCUGGGGGCACAUUCAUUCUGCAGAAACCCUGAUAAUGAUAGCCAGCCGUGGUGUUAUGUGCUGAAAGACAGUCAGCUCAACUGGGAGUUCUGCAAUGUCUCUCGUUGUCCUCCCCCAACGACAGAUCCUGCAGUAACAAUAGAUCCCCAUCAACCUUUGGAACCAGAGCAGAAGUCCCCAAAUAUGACCAAUACUACGCAGCAUAGCACUGUCCCACCUCCAGUUUGUGGGCAGCGCUAUAUGAAGACCACCCCCACUCGCACUCGUGUGGUGGGCGGCAUGGUGGCCCUUUCUGGCGCCCAUCCCUAUAUGGCUGCCAUGUAUAUAGGGGAGCAGUUCUGUGGAGGGAGCCUCAUCGCCUCCUGCUGGAUCCUGACGGCUGCACAUUGUCUGGAGCACAGGCCAAGUGCCUCCAAGAUUUCUGUGGUGCUGGGACAGACCCGCUUCAACAUCAGCACUGAAGACUCCAGGAAGCUUCAGGUCCAAGGCUAUCAGUUGCAUGAGAAGUACUCUGCAGUCAACAAGCACCAUGACAUUGCACUGGUGAGACUGAAGGAGACUGGACCAGGACAGUGUGCUGAGUUUUCACAUUCCAUUUUGCCUGUGUGCCUACCCAACUCAACAGCAAUAGUAGAUGCCAGCAAGCAAUGCCAUAUUGCAGGAUGGGGACAUCAGUAUGAAGGAGCUGACACACUCUCAGUGUAUCUGCAGGAGGCAGAUAUGCCUGUCAUCCCCCAUGAGCAAUGCCGUUCUCAGGAGGUACAUGGGAGUCGGAUCACCUCAAACAUGUUGUGUGCUGGGUAUCUGGAUGGAAGAGCUGAUGCUUGUCAGGGAGAUUCUGGCGGGCCCCUGGUGUGUGAGGAGCAGGGCAGGGCCAUCCUACAUGGUAUCAUCAGCUGGGGCACAGGCUGUGCAGUGAAGAACAAGCCUGGGGUUUACACCAGUGUUGCUCACUAUUUUGACUGGAUCCAAAGCCACAUGCAUUAGCAAGCCUGAUGGUUCAAACCCAUUCGACUAGAUAUUGAGUAUUAUAGAGCAAAACAUUUCAGAGUUGAAUGUAUCUUUUGUCAUAAAUAAACCACAGGCAAUA